This is a messenger RNA of Scedosporium apiospermum, 1845 nucleotides long. RefSeq names its product Diamine oxidase. The coding region runs from base 1 to 1845 and encodes 614 amino acids. Gene Ontology annotation, molecular function: copper ion binding; quinone binding; primary methylamine oxidase activity. The record is from RefSeq and is a predicted model, not a curated record. Gene Ontology annotation, biological process: amine metabolic process. NCBI's taxonomy places the organism in Eukaryota, Fungi, Ascomycota, Sordariomycetes, Microascales, Microascaceae. The transcript has 3 exons.
AUGGCUGCCCUGCCACAUCCCCUCUCCGCCCUGAGCAUCGAGGAGACCAACAUCGCCAGAGACGUUGUUGUCGAAAGCCACCCGGGCUCUCUGCUUACGUUCCGUCAGAUCUUCCUGCGCGAGCCUCCCAAGACUGAAGUCGUCGCCUUCCUGGAGGUCGAGCACUCGGGGGGGCUGGCGGCUGAGACCCCUCGCCCCCAACGCCUGUCCCAGGUACUCUACGAUGUAGUUGGCCCCAGCAAGGUACCCGAGUACCAUGAAUCCGUGGUAGAUCUGCGAAAGAAUAAGGUCGUGCAUCAUGAGGUCGUGAGCUCCAAAUUUCAAGCCGGUCUGACGAUGGAGGAAUUCGAGGACCUCAUAAAUGCCUGCAAGAAAUCUCUGCUAUUCCAGGCCAAGCUAGCAGAGUUGCAGCUACCCGAGGGUUUCGACAUCGUCAUCGAACCCUGGCCCUACGGGGCCGCAGACCCCGAAGAUGGCGAGACCCGAUUCUUCCAAGGCCUUAUCUUCGCCCAAGACACCAGGAACGGGAAUCCGGAUUCCAACUUCUACCCCUAUCCCUUACCCUUGAUUCCUAUCAUGGACGCCCGAAAGAAAGAGAUCGUCCGCAUUGACGAGCCCGCUACGGGAGGCAAAGGCGACGGCCUGCGGGAAAAAACACAUGACAAAGGCAUCAUCGAUCACUGCAAGGCCUCCGAGUACGUCCCAGAGCUACUUCCUGGCGGCCCGAGGACGGACUUGAAACCCUUGGCCGUCGUCCAGCCCGACGGUCCGAGCUUCACUGUCGAGGACGGAAACCUUGUUAAGUGGCAGAAAUGGAGCAUGCGCCUCACUUUCAACCCGCGGGAAGGCGCCGUUCUUCACGAUGUCCGAUUUGACGAUCGAAACGUCUUUUACAGAUUAAGCAUGAGCGAAAUGUACUUUAAUGGAGUGUUAACGAACGCUCAAGGCACCGCUUACGAACUGGGAAAUGCCGUCUGCAUGCAUGAGCAGGAUGACGGUGUCGGCUGGAAGCACCUGAACUGGCGGACUAAUCGCUCGGUUGUGGCGCGCCGUCGCGAGCUCGUUAUCCAGUUCAGCAUUACCCUAGCCAACUACGACUACAUCUUCGCCUUCAAAUUCGACCAGGCCGCAGGCGUCACAGUUGAGGCUCGCGCCACGGGCAUUGUCUCUGUUGUUAACAUCGACCCCGGCAAGGCCACCGAUUAUGGUACCAUCGUGAGCCCUGGCGCGCUAGCUCAGAACCACCAACACCUCUUUUGCGUGCGAGUGGAUGCGGCUAUUGACGGACAUGCAAACCGCGUCGUCCAGGAGGAAAGUUUACCUGUGCAGAUGGACUCAGUCAGCAACCCCAAGGGCAAUCUCUACGAGGUGCGCAAGACUCCCAUCAUUACCUCGAUCGGGCUUGAUGCCCGGCCCGACCGGAACCGGGUGUUCAAGAUCCAAAAUCAGUCCAAGAUCAACCCGGUAACGGGGAAUCCCGUGGCCUACAAGAUCGUACCGCCGCCGUCACAGCUGCUACUCGCGAGUCCCAAGAGCACCCAAUUCCGCCGUGCGUCCUUUGCAAGCCAUCACUUCUGGGUGACCAAGUACCGGGACGACGAGCUGUACGCCGCUGGACCCCGUCCUCUGCAGGCUAGGCUCGAAGUUGGGGGCAUCACGGAUGCGGCGGCCCGGGACGAACGUGUCUUAGAUGAAGACAUUGUCAUCUGGAGUGUCUUCGGCCUGACACAUAAUCCACGCAGCGAGGAUUGGCCAGUCAUGUAUGUGGCUCCCUUCUCCUCUCCCUAUUCAGUUUCUCCUCCCUUUCCUCCUAGUCAAAGCCCCUUUUCCAAUUUCCUCUCUUAA